Molecule: messenger RNA, 1513 nt
Organism: Ilex paraguariensis (yerba mate)
Lineage: Eukaryota; Viridiplantae; Streptophyta; Magnoliopsida; Aquifoliales; Aquifoliaceae
Source: the annotation of a GenBank genome assembly
UUUGAGGAUGCAUGUAAGUACGGUAGGUACUGGCUUGGUUCGCCAUUUAAAAUUACCUGAAUUUUUAAUUUUCUUUAUCUUUUUUGAGAAAGAAAUGAAGAUAUUUUCUAAUAAGAAUGCAUUAAUCAGGUAGCUUCCUGUCAGUGGUGGUGAUUUCUUUACGGUUAAUACAAACCCUUUUUAGGAGUGUGGUUGGAGUUGUGUUCAAGCAAUAAAAUUCAAUUGGAGGUCAAAUGUAUAAGAGAUUUGGUUCUCUUUAAAUUCCAAUUAAAUGGAAUGUGGAUUUGUGCAAGCUGAAGGAACUCCUGCUUUGUGUAGUUCGCCCUUUUUUUUUCCUUGUAUAAUUUAUGACUUUUGAAUGUACGUUUUGAUGGCCAUUUUGACGAAUUGCCAGAAACUAAAGGGCUUUUGUUAUUUCCACAGGUUUUUUGCCUUUUGAGAUAAGCUGGUUAAGAUGGCGGGAGGAAUUGAUGCUGCUGCACCGCUUGAUUAUGUUGAAUUUCAGAUUUUUCCAAGUGAAAACAGGUACGAGGCAUGUGUAUGUGGUGGCAACAAAUUAGAAACAUUGGCAUCUGGACUUCUCGAACAACUUGUGCUACAUUUUCCCGAAGUAAAAGAUUUGGACUCAAAAGGAUCCAAUUGUAAUUUCAAAUUUCAGCACCCUGAUAAUGUUUCUGGUGCUGAAUGGUUCACAAAAUCUACUUUAACGAGAUUUCUAUGUAUUGUUUGCUCACCCGACAAACUUAAUAUCGGCAAUUAUAUUGUAAAUGAGAUAUCUCAACUAGAGGAAGCCAGGAGAUUUCAUCUGUCCUUAUAUACAAAGGAUGAAGUGGAUAUUGCACCGUCUGAUGCAUCAAAAAAUGAACUGCUACGAGCGAUGGACUUAAGGCUCACUGCUUUAAGAGAGGAAUUGGCUGCUGCUAUUAACCAAGCUGCUGGUGCCACCUGCUCUCUUAAGGAGAUCACUGACUUGGAAAAACUUUCUCAUCAUUUUGGAGCCUUAGAUUUAAGGAAUUCUUUGUGCAAGUUAGUAGAACUGAGCCAAAAGAGCCAGAAUGUGGAUUUUCCAAGUGACGACAAGCCUCUGUUGACAAAUGAUUCAAGGAAUGACAGAGUCAGUAAAACAAAUGGGGGUGCUCAGAUGUCCAAAGAACCACAAUCUGAUACACCGGUAAAAUAUGGCGUCUCUCCUGCAAAAGUUGCCCAGGUUGAGAGACAAAACUCAUCGGAAAGCGAGGAAUCUUCUUACUCGAGUGAGGAGGAUCAACCAUCUGUUGAAAGGAGUAGGACUCUUAUAAGAUCUGCAUCACCUAGAAGGUCAGCAUCUCCAAUGCGGAGGAUCCAAAUUGGGAGAUCUGGAUCACGUAGGGCCACUGCACUAACUAUCAAGAGCCUCAAUUUUAUUCCUGCUAGGGAAAGGGUAGCGUCUCACAGAGAUGCUGCUGCAAACAGCAGUGAAGAGGAAGGAUCUGAGCAACCCCCAAAAAACCUGAGACCAAUGUACGGAGAAUGA